GUGACCAAACCCUGCGGCGGCCAACACAAUCCUAACAGGGUGACAGCAGUGGGGAUGGAAUCUCUGCAGGCACAGAAGUGCAGGGAGUUAUCCGGCUGAGAGGGCAUUGCCAUCUGGAGAGGCUGGGACCGACCGGGCGCUGAUUUGUGCACCAAGCAUGGCGCUUUCCAAUUUAUCUGAAUACUCUGAUGACUCUGAUACCUAUGACUACUUGGAUUACACCUAUGAAGAGCCAGGUAGCGUGUGGACAGGCCCGUCCUACGACCCAAAGGACGUUGCAAGGAUCCUCUCUGUUGUCAUCUACAGCGUGUCCUGCGUGCUGGGCAUCCUGGGGAACGGCCUUGUCAUAGCCAUCAUCACCCUGAAGAUGAAGAAGUCGGUCAACGCCAUUUGGUUCCUCAACCUGGCCGUCGCUGACUUCCUCUUCAACAUCUUCCUACCCAUAAACAUUGCGUACACGGCCAUGCGCUACAACUGGAUCUUUGGGACGGUCAUGUGCAAGCUGAACUCAUUCCUCCUCAUCCUCAACAUGUACACCAGUGUCCUUCUGCUCACCACCAUCAGCUUUGAUCGCUACGUGUCCGUGGUUUUCCCCGUCUGGUCUCAAAACCAUCGGUCCACCAACCUGGCAUGCAUGGUUUGCCUGAUCAUCUGGAUGGUUGGUAUCAUCAUGAGCUGCCCUUCUCUUGUCUUCCGAGAUACAGCGCAAGCCCGCAACUCUAUCAUUUGCUUCAGCAACUUCUCCCUGUCCAGGAAUAGGUCUUACCAAGCACUGGCACUAGUGAGACACCGAACAGUGAACAUCACCAGGCUCUUUGCUGGGUUCCUCCUACCCAUCACCAUCAUCACCUUCUGCUAUGUCUCCAUCGCCUUGAACCUGCGUCGAAACCGCCUCGCCAAGUCCAAGAAGCCCUUCAAGAUCAUUGUCACCAUCAUCGUCACCUUCUUCCUGUGCUGGAGUCCCUACCACCUGCUGAACAUCCUGGAAACAGAGCCCGACCUGACCCCACGCUCCGUGUUUGAGAUUGGCGUCCCCAUCACCACGGCGCUCGCUGCCUCCAACAGCUGCAUGAACCCCGUCCUCUACGUCUUCAUGGGCCAGGACUUCAAGAAGUUCAAGGUGACCAUCCUUUCCAGGCUGGUGAAUGCUCUCAGUGAGGAGACGGGCCACUCCAGCAUCGUGCACAGGAGCUUCUCCAAGAUGUCUUCGAUGACGGAAAAGGAGACAACCGUCCUCUAAGUCUGGAUCCACGUGGGAUGGCCACAGUCUUCCAGGGCCACCCAUGUCCAGCACCAUGAUGGUGGAAUGGGCAUGGUCUUAUACAAACAGGGCAUACUUGGACUGUGAUCGCACUACAUGGACAUGUGUUGGAGACCUCUGUGUGUGUGGCCUGUGCUCCUUGGCCAAGGCACUCCUUUAUUUUCCAGAGACAGCUGCAGGAAACGUGAGCAUCAGUCUGUGCUGCCCAGAGCUGCCCAUGGAUGGACAACCUGUCCCAGCUGGAGGUGACAAGGGCUGGGUUAUGGGGUGCACUGUGAGGACAGCAUGUGCUGGGCAGUCUUGUGAUAAAACAAAGCAAACAAAGAAAGCAAUGAGGGAAAACAGGUGAGUUUUCUUGUUAUGGGACGUGUCCGGGGGUGCACCUUGGCUUUCUGAAUGGGCGGAUGCCACCCGCCAUGGCAAUACAGUGACACUGUGCCUUAUGUAUGCAUAUAGCCACUUAUUUUAAAUCCUGACAUGUAUUGGUACUAGAGCAAUGUUUCUAACUGUGAUGUGAGCACUGUAUACCCAGCAGAGAACGCCGCAAUAAACACAGUGCUCACCCAAGAGCUCAGCCCCAUCGUGGAGCCUCUUUCUGUGCCCCCACUCCGCCCAGCAAAGCAGUGCCACGGGGAUUUGGGAUGGUUCACGGACUCAACCAAGUGGAAAGCUGGCAGCAAAAAGAGAGAGAUGCGUCCUGGAGGAUCCUUGCAGCGUGCCCUGGUAAUGGCUGGUGGAACUGGUGUCUCUAUUCAAUUUCAUGCACAGUUAACUUGGGAGGUAAUUCAGGAGUU
This is a messenger RNA of Gallus gallus (chicken), 2055 nucleotides long. It is a transcript of the gene CMKLR1, whose product is annotated as chemerin chemokine-like receptor 1. NCBI's taxonomy places the organism in Eukaryota, Metazoa, Chordata, Aves, Galliformes, Phasianidae. Gene Ontology annotation, cellular component: plasma membrane. Gene Ontology annotation, biological process: chemotaxis; positive regulation of cytosolic calcium ion concentration; phospholipase C-activating G protein-coupled receptor signaling pathway. Gene Ontology annotation, molecular function: complement receptor activity; G protein-coupled receptor activity. The record is from RefSeq and is marked validated.